AAAGAUGGAGGCCGAACUUCCAUCUCAAUAAAGAGAGUCCUAGAAUCCAGAUUCAAAGAUCAAUACACAUGGGGUCCCACACAGAAACAGGAAACAAUAUAUCCUAGACACAGGCAACAUGCCAAAAACUGUGGAAUGUAUUUUCCUGAAGUGAAAAGCAACCCAGAAAAAUAUAUACAGUCCUGUCCUGAUUCUGUCAAAAAAUGGUUAAGAAGAUUGAAGGACAGUGGAAAGAUUCUGUUAUUAAUUACUAGCUCUCAUUGCGACUACUGCAGACUGUUAUGCGAGUACACCUUAGGGAAUGAUUUUACAGACCUUUUUGACAUUAUCAUCACAAAUGCCCUGAAACCUGGUUUCUUUUCUCAGACACCAAAUCAAAGACCUUUCCGGACUCUGGAGAAUGAUGAGGAACAAGAGGCUCUCCCAACCCUGGACAAACCUGGCUGGUACUCCCAAGGUAACUCAACCCAUUUGUAUGAGUUGCUGAAGAAGAUGACUGGCAAAGUAGAACCAAAGGUCGUUUACUUUGGGGAUAGCAUGCACUCAGAUAUUUUCUCGGCUCGUCACUAUUGUAACUGGGAGACUGUCCUUAUCUUAGAAGAGCUCAGAGAGGAUAAUGCUGUGGUGCCUAAAGAGUCAGGGUCUGAACCCUUAGAGAAGAAAGGAAAGUAUGAGGGACAUCAACCCAAAGCUCUCCAUUCUGUUUCUAAACAGUGGGGUUCUUUCUUUGUGGAUACUAUUUCAGGAAAGGAGGAUGCAGAGGAAAUCUUAGUAAAUACAUGGUCUUGCAAAUCUGUUAAUACUUAUAGCACAAUUACAAUCCCAAGCAUUGAAGCCAUAGCAGAUUUACCACUGGAUUAUCAAUUCACCAGAUUUUCUUCAAAUAGCUCAGUAACUGCUGGUUACUACCCCAAACCUCCAAGGUCAUUAUUAUCAACUGGCUGUACUGGGAGUCAAAAACCCCUGGAAGAAGUCAAUGGCAGAUCACUACCAUACUGUUGUGAAAUAAAUUUCAUGGAUGCGUUGAGCUUCACUUGAAGAAGAUUUUGGCUACACUGAAAAUUCUUCUGCCUAGCAGAACUUGAUACUGCUGUUCCCCCCAUCCGCAUCCCCCUAAUCAAACAACACAUUAUUUGUCCAGGACAGAAAAUCAAAACUAUUAAACCAUUUACAAUGCA
Molecule: messenger RNA, 1178 nt
Organism: Python bivittatus (Burmese python)
Lineage: Eukaryota; Metazoa; Chordata; Lepidosauria; Squamata; Pythonidae
Source: RefSeq, a predicted model, not a curated record